AUCAAGCACGCGUGCGAGAGACUACAGACAGUAUUGACUCGCUUGUCAUACAGUAAUGGGUAAAAUCAAAAAAUCUCGUAAACGCAAUACAUUUAACUACAACAAAAACAAAAAGAAGCUGAAGAAGAAGUUAAGAAGAAAGGAGAAACCGCACAUUGAAUGUCCUCAGAUACGUAAAGCAUGGGAUGAGCACAAAACUGUAAAGCAAAAUCUACAAGAUAUGGGGCUGGCACCUGGGACCAAGGGUAUGCUUCCUAUUAAACCAAAGAAGAACACAAAAGUUGAACCAAUGGAGACAAAUGUACUGAAACCAUACGUCAUUGAAGAAAUGGAGGCAGAGGCCAGUGUUCGUGGGAAUGACCGAACCACAUGCUCUACCGACAUGAUCGAAUAUGUUCAACACAUGGUGAAGGAACACAAUGAGGAUUACAAGGCGAUGGCAAGGGAUGAGAAGAAUUACUACCAGGACACACCGAAGCAGAUCAAACGGAAAGUAGAAUUAUACAAACGCUGUCAUCCUGAGCAAUAUGCUGCAUUCAUUGCUUCUCUGCAAUCUCAGAAGUCUACAUGAUGCCACAGAAGAACUGGUCUUAAUAUGAUGCCAGAAUAUCACCUUAGCAUGUAUCAAGUUUGCAACAAAUGCUGUCUUAGGCCUUCAAGAUGGGUGUGUACAUUUUGUUUUCAUGGCAUUUUUUCGAGGAUAGUUAACUUUUUAAAAGAUCUUUUGAGCAACUUGUUGAUGUAUAUAUGAGCUUAGCGUUUGCAGUUUUAUGUUGUGAAGUGAAAUACAAACAUAUAAAAAACAAAACUGAAAAUUA
Molecule: messenger RNA, 818 nt
Organism: Danio rerio (zebrafish)
Lineage: Eukaryota; Metazoa; Chordata; Actinopteri; Cypriniformes; Danionidae
Gene: nop16
Product: NOP16 nucleolar protein homolog (yeast)
Cellular component (GO): nucleolus
Source: RefSeq, marked provisional